Molecule: messenger RNA, 300 nt
Organism: Paramecium tetraurelia
Lineage: Eukaryota; Ciliophora; Oligohymenophorea; Peniculida; Parameciidae
Exons: 2
Source: RefSeq, a predicted model, not a curated record
AUGAAAUCUGAUGUAACAGUACCAUCCAUGUCUAUCUGUAAAGCAUAAGAGCUAUAGUAAAAUAAUACGAUAAGAUCAGGCCAUUGGACACCUGCAGAACACUAACUCUACCUUGAUUUUCUACAUCAGUCUUAAGAUUUGAUUGAAUCAUCUUAAAAUAACAAAGGAUAAAGAUUAUUCAAAAAAAUGAGUUAAGUAAUUGCCACAAGAAGUCCAAGUUAGUGCAGGUAUAAUUUUUCAAAACCUAUUACAACAACAGAUCACACCACUAAAAGUUCAAUCCAUUUAAUGUUUAAAUGA